Messenger RNA from Eriocheir sinensis (Chinese mitten crab), 1939 nucleotides. RefSeq lists its product as uncharacterized. The record is from RefSeq and is a predicted model, not a curated record. The transcript is spliced from 2 exons. The coding region runs from base 62 to 1636 and encodes 524 amino acids. Lineage: Eukaryota; Metazoa; Arthropoda; Malacostraca; Decapoda; Varunidae.
GUGGUGGUGGUGGAGGUGGAGGUGAGGGCGGCAGUAGCGGUGUGGUGGUCGAGUGGUGAGGAUGGUGGUGUCUCCCAAGGCCGUGUGUGUGGCGGUGGUGGUGGUGGUGUGUUCCGCGGCCCUACAGGUGCAUGGAGGAAAAAUCACAUUCCCCGGAGACGUGGCGGUGAGGGAAGAGGAGGUGGUGAAGAGGGACAAUGCGAGAGCCGAGGUGGAGGCGAGGACAGAGGGGGAGGAGGACGUGGUUAUGCAGGAGGAUAAAAGAGGGGAUGCCGCUAGAGGGCUGUGGGAGAGUGACAUUUUCUUCCUGCAAAAACUCUCUGGUCUGUUUGGAGGAGAUGACGAGGUGGAGAGAAAAGGAGGGGGAGGAGGGGGGAGAAGGCCACCCUACCCCUACCGACGCAAAGUUCCUCCUUCCUCCUCCAACCUUCGCCCUGAGCUUCUUCCUCUCCAGAUCCUCUCCAACCGAAGGACUGAAGGAGGAGGAGGUGUAGGAGGAGGAGGAAAGAGGCCUCAGUUCCGUCCUCCACCUCCUCCACGGCCUCCCCCACCUCCUCCUCCUCCACCCUCCUCCCUCGUCCCUCCCGGCGCCAACACCCUCAGGCCGCCGCCCCCCAAUUCCUUCGCAACGGGAUUCGCCAACCAGGAGCAAGGGAGACCUAAGCGCCCCCUGCAAGGCCAGCCAGGGUUUCCAGGGGGUAAUCUGCAGCCCCCAGCCACCCCCGUCCACUUCCAUCGCCCCCCUACACGCACCCCAGCCCACCCGAACGUGCUCCCCCACCUCCCUCACAAAGACCUUCUCCCCCAGCACUCACAGCCGCAGCAAGUCUCCCUCCCCGCCGUCCAGCCUACCUCAAACUUCCCCUACAACUUUGUGAGGCCUAUUAACGGGGCGCAGAAUAACCACAUCAACGCUCUCCCCCCUGCCGGCCCACACCUCGCCCCCGCCCCCGCAGGCCCACACCUCGCCCCCGCCCCCGCAGGCCCACACCUCGCCCCCGCCCCCGCAGGCCCACACCUCGCCCACGCCCCCGCAGGCCCACACCUCGCCCCCGCCCCCGCCAGCCCACACCUCUCCCCCCCUCGCCCCCACGUCAAGGUACCGCCCGUACAGGUAAGCCACGCGCCUAGACCGCCACCCACACCCACCAGACCCCACCUAAAGCCCUCCAAGCCCAUGCCAACCCGCCAAGGCAUCACGCCGGAGCAGGGACGCCCCCAGCAUCCCAGCAAGACAACGAAACCAAAGAAACCGGCCUUAUGGGGGAGCGCCGCCUCUGCCAGCCCCUCACAGCGCCCACAGACACCCUUGAAACGCCCCCCACAGACACAGCACCACAGUAGACCUCACCCUCAGCCCCAGCGCGUGUUCAUACCCCCACCGAAAGUCGUGCACAAGAAGGACACGAACUCAGGAAGCAUUGGAGCUCCGCCCCCCCACCACAACCUCCCCUUCAACCCGAGUCCGCAGGAGGGGAAGAGCGAUUCUGACGCCUUCCAGCCCGUCUUCGUCGCCUCCCCCUUCCUGGACGACCUGGGCGAUGACGUGAUGAAGCCCAUGCUGGUGAAGGGGCGCCAGAUCCCCACCACCAAAAAGCCCACACUCCGCGCGCCCGAGCUGCAGGACUUCUUCUGAGUGUUGCGUAUGUUGUGUUGUGUGUGUGUGUGUGUGUGUGUGUGUGUGUUGUUGUUUUUGUUGUUAUUGUCGUUAAUAUUAAAUUAUGAGAGAGAGAGAGAGAGAGAGAGAGAGAGAGAGAGAGAGAGAGAGAGAGAGAGAGAAGAGAGAGAGAGAGAGAGAGAGAUUUUAUACGUACAUUCACUCACCUUUCAUCCUUCCGUCACACUCCAUACAUUUAAUACUCGUAGCCCAAUACAAUGUGAAGACUAUAUAUACACUGCUGGUCAGUUGUGAUUAAUAAUAAAAUAAUUUAUUCUCCCA